CACACGGGGAAAUCGAAGAAAUGUGUUGUACAUUCAAAAUUAAUACUCUACAUACUCGUACAGUAAUUUGGUUACUCCAGCUCUGUGUUUUCCGCUGAUCCGCUAAACCGGAAACAGGAAGUGGACGGCUCAGUUCUGAUUUGACGGCAUUGAAGUUCCAGGCGCAUCAGCUACCGGGGCCAGUAUCAGGCUUUGCACCAAGAUGCAGAAAGCGGUUAUUUUAAUCGGAGGUCCGCAAAAAGGGACGAGGUUCAGGCCACUUUCAUUUGAAGUUCCCAAACCUUUGUUUCCAGUAGCAGGUGUACCUAUGCUGCAGCAUCACAUCGAGGCAUGUGCCAAGGUACCAAAUAUAAAGGAGAUCUUACUCAUUGGCUUUUACCAACCAAACGAGGAGCUGUCUAGAUUCCUAUUAACUGCACAACAGGAAUUCAAAAUCUCCAUUAGGUAUUUGCAGGAGUAUGCCGCCUUGGGCACUGGAGGAGGCAUCUAUCACUUCAGAGAUCAGAUUCUCUCUGGCAGCCCUGAGGCCUUCUUUGUUUUGAAUGCCGAUGUCUGCUCAGAGUUUCCUUUACCAGAGAUGAUCAGCUUCCAGCGGGAACAUGGAGACCCAAGCAGCUUUGUUAUCUUGGGGACAACCGCAAACAGAAAGCAGUCAAUGAAUUAUGGAUGUAUUGUUGAGAACCAGCAAACAAAUGAGGUUUUACAUUAUGUGGAGAAGCCAAGCACGUUUGUGAGCGACAUUAUCAACUGCGGCAUAUACCUAUUUACCCCGGCCAUCUUCCAACACAUCGGAGAAGUCUUCCAGAAGAAUCAACAGGACAUGUUGUUAGAGGAGCCAACCAACGGCUGGCAGCGGGCUGAGGCCAUCCGGCUGGAGCAGGACAUCUUCACUGACCUGGCAGGACAGGGCAAGCUCUACGUAUAUAAAACCCUCAGCUUCUGGAGUCAGAUCAAAUCAGCAGGGUCUGCCAUUUAUGCCAGUCGAUUGUAUCUCAACCAGUACCAUAAAACCCACCCGGAAAGACUGGCCUCAAAUGAAGACGGGGGCCCCAAAAUAAGUGGUAAUGUUUACAUCCAUCCUACUGCCAACAUUGACCCCACCGCUGUGUUGGGUCCCAAUGUCUCCAUUGGUACUGGAGUGACCAUUGGGGCGGGGGUGAGAGUCCGAGAGUCCAUCAUCCUACAUGGCGCAACGCUUCAGGAUCACAGCUGUGUUUUGAACUGCAUUGUGGGAUGGGACAGCACCAUCGGUAAAUGGGCAAGAGUAGAGGGAACACCGAGUGACCCCAACCCCAAUGACCCCUAUGCAAAGAUUGACAGCGAGACCCUCUUCAGAGAUGGGAAACUCACGCCGUCAAUCACUAUUCUUGGUUGUAAUGUGACCAUCCCCUCCGAGGUUAUAAUUCUCAACUCCAUUGUCCUCCCGCACAAAGACCUCAACCGCAGCUUCAAAAACCAAAUUAUUCUCUAGUUUAUCUUCUGCAAGAGCUGUUCACAUAGUGUCACAAAUGAUGGAUGCAGCCUGAGCAGUGUUGGCACUGCCUGAGUUACUGUAUAUAAGAUGUCACGAGAGAGGAAAGGGACAUUUUGCACUUCUGAAGGAUACAUUUUGUAUUCGUGCAUAAUACAUCCUCCACUGUCAGCAAAACUGGACGUUUUCAGAGGGGCUAAUCAUGCACAUUGAGUCACCUUGAAAACUGCCAUUACCCAGAACUUCAUAUUGAAUUUUACUGAACUAUUCAUUUGCUCUACAUACUGAUGUAAUGCAUUUGAUUGAAUUUGAAAUGGUUGAGGGGAAAAAAGAGCCAUAUUUUUAAGGGUAUCUUUUUGUUUUGGGAUUUAUUGCUUGAAACAAGUAGCUCUCUACCCAACAAUAAAAGUAAAUCUUA
This is a messenger RNA of Lampris incognitus (smalleye Pacific opah), 1889 nucleotides long. It is a transcript of the gene gmppaa, whose product is annotated as GDP-mannose pyrophosphorylase Aa. Gene Ontology annotation, biological process: biosynthetic process. The transcript is spliced from 12 exons. Gene Ontology annotation, molecular function: transferase activity. The record is from RefSeq and is a predicted model, not a curated record. Gene Ontology annotation, cellular component: cytoplasm. The coding region runs from base 203 to 1471 and encodes 422 amino acids. NCBI's taxonomy places the organism in Eukaryota, Metazoa, Chordata, Actinopteri, Lampriformes, Lampridae.